AUGUCUCCUCAUAAUCAGCAGGGAUACAGUCAAGACGCGUCAUCGCUCUCUGGGCCAGUGCGACAGCGGUCAAAACAAGCAUGUCUCCCUUGCCGGCGCCGCAAGAGAAAAUGCGAUGGAAAUUUACCAUGCAAUAUCUGCAAAGGGUAUGGAUACGACUGUGAAUUUGGUAAUGGAGUCCAAUCAACAAAUCUCAAACGACCUGUGCCUUCAGAUGGGUCACCCAAGCCUAGGAAAACGACCCGCUCUACUGACCCUCAAGAGCCUCCCAAGCAACACAUGGAAUCCUCCGUACUCCCUGGAAUCCUUGAUCCGUCAAAAGCUCGAUACGUUGGAAGGUACUCAUCCAUCGCUUUCCCACUUUACGUCGGUUUGGAGGUUCAGGCGACUAAAAUUCCACGUCUGCACUCGUUUGCAUACCACACAGGUAUUCGCAAGGAGCCGCCUUGUGCGGUGACUUUUAAGGCUGCUCAGAAGAUUCCAUGGAAUACGAUGAGAAGUCUUCUCGAAGUUUAUACAGCUACAGUCCAUCCUGUGUUUGGCUUCUUGGAUAUGGAUCAAGUCUACAUGCUGUGUGAGAGGCAUUGGCAUGGACAGCCCCAAGAUAUGGCCUUCGAGGCUAUGAUCAGUGGAGUCGUCGCAACGGCUUCAUUAUUCAGUGGAACCUUAGACCAGGGCAAAGAAAUGUGGUUCAUCUUGCAUCAGAAAGAGAUCCUAGAAGAUAGCGUGAUAAGUCGCUUCCCUUCAUUGGAACAGAUUGCAGCAUGGACUUUGCGAACCAUUUACAUGCGCUGUACUGCGAGGCCACAUGUAACCUGGCUGUCAAGUUGCACGGUCAUGCACUUGAUUGAGGCAGCUGGCUUGCAUCGUGCAUCUGAAUACGUGAUGCAGACGACUGGUAAUGCGACACCGAGUACAGAGAUGUUCAACAUGGUCAACCGGACGGCACAAGUCGCAACGUGUCUCCAUAUCCUGAUUUCUUUCGAAUAUGGAAGAUCUAUCAUCAGCUUGAACAACCAUAUUCUCGAUCAUCUGCAGCCCAAAGAUGGAGAAAAGGAUCUGACUUGUCAAUUGUGCAGUCUGGUGGCUGCUGUUCCCAUAAUGCCGCCCGGGGAUCCUUUGUCAAUGAUGGAAGAGCUCUUCUCCUCUUUAGACACGAUAACCGAUCUCACUGUGGACCAUGACUUCCUUGUUCUACUACGUGCGGACCUUGUCUUAGGUAUAUACCGUCGGCUUCGUGUCAUGGAGUCGAAAUUUCAACAGGGACAUAAUGACCGUGUGAUUGCUGCAGGUACGGCAGCCCUACCAGCCGCACGGAGGUUAGCUAGCCAAAAUCAGCCUUGGUGGAAUGUCAUCGGAACUGCAUUUCAAUUCGCGUGCACUCUUCUGGUGAUGGACACCCCCACAAGCUGCGAACUCCUUGUGGAAACCAUGGACACAUUGGAAAUGAUCGUAGAUCACCUGGACACACACCUGGCCAAAGAAGCUCUUUCGACGGCGCGUCAGCUCGUCCGGGCUUCGUUGGAUAAGAAGAAGAGAGGUGUCGAAGCCCUCGAGCGCAUAGCUCGAGAUGCCUCACCUGACCCAGCCUUUGGCGGAACAAAUGACCACCUUCAAAGUGAUAUUGCAGCGCUGAGUCCAUCACUUGCGGCACCGCUGCCACUUGAUCUGGAUUCUCUGUGGGCUAUGGAAUUUCAACUUCCAUUAUGA
Messenger RNA from Penicillium maclennaniae, 1710 nucleotides. RefSeq names its product putative C6 transcription factor. The record is from RefSeq and is a predicted model, not a curated record. Lineage: Eukaryota; Fungi; Ascomycota; Eurotiomycetes; Eurotiales; Aspergillaceae. Bases 1 to 1710 code for a protein of 569 amino acids. Gene Ontology annotation, biological process: DNA-templated transcription; response to xenobiotic stimulus; regulation of DNA-templated transcription. Gene Ontology annotation, molecular function: zinc ion binding; DNA-binding transcription factor activity, RNA polymerase II-specific; DNA binding. The transcript has a single exon.